Messenger RNA from Olea europaea var. sylvestris, 2183 nucleotides. Its product is annotated as HBS1-like protein. The coding region runs from base 105 to 1979 and encodes 624 amino acids. Lineage: Eukaryota; Viridiplantae; Streptophyta; Magnoliopsida; Lamiales; Oleaceae. The transcript is spliced from 11 exons. Gene Ontology annotation, biological process: translation. Gene Ontology annotation, molecular function: GTPase activity; GTP binding. The record is from RefSeq and is a predicted model, not a curated record.
CUCUCAACUAUUUUUGUUGCUGCAAAGCAACAAAAAGGGAAGGAGGCGUUUAGUUGAAUUGGUGGGGGCAACAAAGAUUACAGUAUUCAGUGGAAAGUAGCACCAUGCCUCGGAAAGUGAAUUAUGGGAUUGAUUAUGAUGAUGACUAUGAUGUCUAUGAGGAUGAUGAUUAUCUCAAUGGAGAUGAGUACGAAUAUAAAAAUGAAGAAAGAGUUAUUGCACCAAAACAAGAAGUCAUCAAGGCUGGGGUAUGGCGUUGCCCUAUUUGUACAUAUGAUAAUGAAGAUAGUAUGUCUGAAUGUGACAUAUGUGGGGUUUUACGCAAUCCUUUGGUCAAAUUUAGUGGCAACAGUAACAGGACUGCAGCCAAUUUCAAAAGAUUAUCGUCAUUAGAUAUGCCUUCAAGUGAAAGAGAGAAGAAUAUUCUUAUUGAAUCGGAAUUGGGUGCCGAAGGGCCCAAUUCUUCAUCAGCAUCCUUGGGGAGAGAUGGGCGUAGUGUUGUGAAGGGGAGAGAGACUGCUUCUGACAGUGGGAGCAAACCAGAAAUACUUAACAGUAGCAUGAGUAGUGUUUCUUUGUCUUCAAAAUCUAGAACUGAAAAUGCUAAUGAGGAUAAGGACAAGUCAAAUUUACAAUAUAAACCCGAGUCGUGGAUGAUGCCAGAUCAAGCAGAAGGCAGAUUGAGUCAACUAAAUCUUGCGAUUGUUGGUCAUGUUGAUUCUGGAAAAUCAACACUUUCAGGAAGGUUGCUUCAUCUUUUGGGACGGAUAUCCCAAAAAGAGAUGCACAAGUAUGAAAAGGAAGCUAAACAACAGGGGAAGGGAUCCUUCGCUUAUGCCUGGGCAUUGGAUGAAAGUGCUGAAGAAAGGGAAAGGGGUAUAACCAUGACUGUGGCUGUUGCUUUUUUCAAUUCUAAGAAAUAUCAUGUUGUUCUGCUGGACUCCCCUGGCCAUAGAGAUUUUGUUCCAAACAUGAUAUCUGGAGCAACACAAGCAGAUGCUGCCAUUCUGGUGGUAGAUGCUUCAGUUGGUUCAUUUGAAGCAGGGCUGGAUGCAAUCGGAGGGCAAACAAGAGAACAUGCACAGCUCAUAAGAAGCUUUGGAGUGGAUCAAAUUAUAGUUGUAGUUAACAAAAUGGAUGUAGUAGAAUACUCCCAAGAACGGUUUGAUAUGAUUAAGCAGAAACUUGGAACAUUUCUUCGCUCUUGUGGUUUUAAAGACUCUUCUGUAUUAUGGAUUCCAGUGAGUGCGAUGGAAAACCAAAAUUUGGUGGCAACUCCUUCUGAUACACGAUUGUUCACCUGGUUUCAUGGACCUUGUUUAUUGGAUGCAAUAGAUUCUCUUCAACUUCCUGCAAGAGAUUAUUCAAAGCCUUUACUAAUGCCAAUAUGUGACAUUAUCAAAUCACAAUCACAAGGUCAGGUGUCUGCAUGUGGGAAAUUGGAGACUGGAGCUAUUCGAACUGGUUCUAAGGUUCUGGUUAUGCCUUCGAGAGUAGUAGCAACAGUGCGUUCUAUGGAACGGGAUUCUCAAGUUUGUAGCAUUGCAAGAGCUGGUGACAAUGUCACAGUCAAUUUACAGGGUAUAGAGGGCAAUCGCGUGACAGCUGGUGGUGUCUUAUGUCACCCUGAUUUCCUGGUUCACGUGGCAAACCAGUUGGAACUGAAGAUCCUGGUGCUGGAUGUUACAGUUCCAAUUCUAAUUGGUUCUCAGUUGGAAUUACACGUACACCAUGCAAAGGAGGCUGCAAGAGUUGUGAAGAUAUUGUCGCUGCUUGAUCCAAAGACUGGGAAGGUUACGAAAAAGUCCCCAAGGUGUAUAUUAGCAAAGCAGAACGCAGUAGUUGAGGUGGUUCUGCAAGGAUCGGUUUGUGUCGAGGAGUAUGCUAAAUCUAGAGCCCUGGGACGGGUGUCACUUAGAUCAUCAGGAAGAACUGUUGCUGUUGGUCUUGUAUCCCAAAUAAUGAAGACGCAAGAUUGAUUUUGAUAGGAGAUAAUUGGCAUUGUUGCGACCAACAAUCCGUGAAAGAUCUGUAAUCUGAUAUCAUCUACCAUUUUGAUAUAGCAGCAGGCAGUAUUAUAGUUUUUUUCUUAAUUGUAUAAUGUACAAGUGAUUCACUCUGGUUUAUAUGAUGAAUUAAAUUCCAUGAAUUAGUUUAUUCAAAGAUUUUCCGUUUAUUUAUAA